UUUGAGCCCUUUUCAUUAGCGAUGCCGAUUUCUGUCGCUUAAUGAUCAGAUGAGAGCGAAUCUUGAUUACGUUGCCGUUAUCAUGUUGCAUAAUGAGAGAUAAGAAGAAACAAGCAGGUGAAGCCUAAGAGUGGUCCAUAAAUAUGGGUGGUAACUGGGUAUUGAGUACUCAUAAACUUGAUAACCCCACAACCUCAAACGUAGCCAUGAUGUUUCCUGCCAUACUAACAGUCGUGAGCUUCUUUGCUGUAGUCUUGAUCUGCGCCUUCAGUUCUUACAGGCGAAGAGAGGAAGAUAAGGCUCGACCAGUACCCACUUACCCAAUCGUGGGCUCAGCGUUUUUCUUCUGGAAAAACCGAGGUCGAUUUUCCCAAUGUUUUACAGAGCUGCUGAGAGAUGCCCCUUCCAACACCAUAAAGUUUCAACGCCCAAGUGGAAAAAUGGCCAUCGUCACAGCCAAUCCAGCCAACGUGGAGCACAUACUCAAAACCCGAUUUGAAAUUUAUCCCAAGGGCGAUUACAACAGGCUCGUCAUGAACGAUCUCCUGGGCGACGGGAUUUUCAACGCGGACGGAGAGGCCUGGAAAUUCCAGAGGAAGGUGGCCAGCUAUGAGUUCAACACGAGGUCGUUGCGCGAUUUCAUAGCGGAGACCGUCAAUGGAGAGGUCGUCCAACGCCUGCUGCCGCUCCUUCGGAAAGCUGCUCUGCAAGGCAAAAGCUCGUUGGAUAUGCAGGACGUCCUCAAGAGAUUUGCCUUCGAUAACAUCUGUAAAGUGGCCUUUGGUGCAGAUCCCGCUUGCCUUGACAUUUCUCUUCCGCAGUCACACUUCAUGGAGGCCUUUGAUACUGCAACGUAUUUGACCGCGGAGCGGUUCUUCACUCCCCUGCCUAUCUCCUGGAAGCUCAAGCGGCUCUUAAACGUGGGGUCCGAGAGGCACUUGAGCCAAGCAAUAAGGUCUGUUCACUUGUUUGCUGAAGACCUUAUGAAGAGAAGAAACAAGGAGCUUUCUCUCUCCUCUGCAGCAGAGCCUGAGGACUUGUUGUCCAGAUUUCUGUCCCUUCAUCGGAGUAGCGAAGGAGAGUCUUAUGGCGAUUUCGUGAGAGAUAUUGUCAUCAGUUUUAUCUUGGCUGGAAGAGACACAACGUCUGCUGCUCUCACUUGGUUUUUCUGGCUCUUGUCUUCCCAUCCCCAUGUCGAAAAAAAUAUUGAGCUCGAAGUUAAACGUGUUAUCGCUGCCAGAGAUGAGAUCAGUUCCGGUUUUUCUUACGAGGAAUUGAAAGAGAUGAAUUAUCUGCAGGCGUCUCUUUGUGAAUCGAUGCGGCUGUAUCCGCCCGUUCCGUCUGAUUCUAAAGAGGCAUUGCAAGAUGAUGUUCUUCCAGAUGGCACCAUUGUGAGCAAAGGGACACGAGUGACUUACCAUCCGUACGCGAUGGGAAGGAUGGAGAGUAUCUGGGGCGCCGAUUGCUUGGAAUUCAAGCCGGAGAGAUGGCUCAAGAAAGGUGAUAAUGGAUCGCUGGUGUGUGUGGCAGAGAAUGCAUUUAAAUAUGCAGUGUUUCAGGCCGGACCGCGCAUUUGCUUGGGGAAAGAAAUGGCUUUUACUCAGAUGAAAUGCAUCGUUGCCAGUGUCAUCACAGAAUUUCGUCUGGAUGUUGAUCCCAACUUGAAGCCCAAGUUCGUAUCCACGUUAACUUCAGGAAUGAGCGGUGGGCUUUAUGUCAAAGUUGUUGAGAAAACAAAAGAGGAUUAAUGGUAAGAUUUGUAAGCAGUUUCCUCGUAUAAGGAAUCCUUGUUUUCCUGUC
This is a messenger RNA of Cryptomeria japonica (Japanese cedar), 1800 nucleotides long. Its product is annotated as cytochrome P450 94B3. Lineage: Eukaryota; Viridiplantae; Streptophyta; Pinopsida; Cupressales; Cupressaceae. The record is from RefSeq and is a predicted model, not a curated record. The transcript has a single exon. Bases 144 to 1748 code for a protein of 534 amino acids. Gene Ontology annotation, molecular function: monooxygenase activity; oxidoreductase activity, acting on paired donors, with incorporation or reduction of molecular oxygen; heme binding.